UUCAAGAAAUAGAAAGAAAAUCCAAGAUAAAAAGCUUUUUCAUGCGUUAAAACAAACAAGUGUUUUCCUCAUUUCUUGUUGGGGUUUUGUCCAUUGUCGAAAUUCUCUCGUUUAAAAUAGGAGUAGUAAACAAAGAGAAUAUUCUGAGACGGCCUGUUCAACUACUCCAUCUUCCAGCACAUAACCCGCUAGCUGUAUUACCUGUACAUAGAUAAAGUCCUGACUUCUCUAGCAAAGCAAACCAAUGCAUGAAAUGAAUUCGGAUUGGGCGCUCUCCUUGCAGAGCCACAACCAAGAUUUCGCCAUUCGACAAUUUUGUGCUGCUGCCCGAAUGAACGAUCAACAACAACAACAACAUUCACAAAAUAGUAUAAGUGAGCUGUACACUUAUACUAGCACCCCUGAUCACUCAGCCUCUUCCCAGGAGGAGCAAGAAUUUGUUGAUAGCUUCUUCAACGUUGAUUCUUACGACAAAGAUCCUCUUGAUCACCAAGUAAAUCUUGAUAAUGAGGAGUUUGGAGACUUCACAUCAAUGAUACUCAAUGAAUACAGUUACGAGAAUCCAUCAAUGCUGACCGAUGAAGAACCAAGGUAUACCGUCCUAGAGGCUUCUAGCUCAAGCGAUGAUCUUAUUGGAGCGGAAACAAUUAGCCAUGACAUUGUGGAGGCAGAGGUGGAUCAGGGGCUUCAGCUUGUACAUUUGCUCUUGGCUUGUGCUGAGGCUGUAGGUUGUAGGGACACUCAACUUUCUGAUUCAUUGCUUACUCAAAUCUGGCCUGCAGUCACCCCUUUUGGUGACUCGCUCCAAAGGGUCUCCUAUUGCUUUGCUUUGGGACUUCAAUCCAGACUAAUGCUUCUUCAACAUAGAAAUAAUGCAGGUGCAACAUUAAUACAGGACCAGUUAGCAGCUUCAUCUAGAGAGGAGAAAAGAGAGGCCUAUCAUUGGUUGAACCAAAUCACUCCGUACAUGGCUUUUGGUUUCAUGGCUGCAAAUGAUGCUAUCUGCAAAGCUUCCAGAGGGAAGGAACGCUUGCAUAUCAUUGAUCUUGGAAUGCUCCAUAUUUUUCAAUGGCAAUCCUUAAUUAGAACGUUAACUGCACAACCAGACUCACCUCCUCCAAGACAAGUUCGCAUCACAGGCAUUCUUGAAGAUACUCAUGAUUUUAUGGAGCUUGAACUUGGAUUGAAGAGCCUUAUGGAUGAGGUUGCUGCUACUUCUUCAGGCAAUAUUCGUCUAGAGUUCCAAGUAAUCAAGGAGACAGUAUCAGCAUCGCUCUUCACUAGGGAAAAGCUUGAUGUAAGAGAAGGGGAGGCUUUAAUUGUGAACAGCGUCAUGCAGUUGCACAAUUAUGUAAAAGAGAGCAGAGGAUCUCUCAAGACCAUUCUUCAAGCCAUCAAGAAAUUAGGCCCUUCUCUGGUUACUGUGGUGGAACAGGACGCCAAUCACAAUGGCCCUUUCUUUCUAGGAAGAUUCUUGGAAUCACUUCACUAUUACUCUGCCAUUUUUGAUUCACUUGAAGCUAACCUCCCACGGGACUCCACCACAAGGAUUAAGAUAGAGAAGUGUCAUUAUGCAGAGGAGAUUCGAAACAUUGUGGCAUAUGAAGGAUCGAAUAGGAUCGAGAGGCAUGAAAGAGCAGACCAGUGGCGCAGGCAACUUGGACGUGCUGGAUUUCAGGUAGUAGGAUUGAAGUGUAUGAGCCAGGCUCAGAUGAUGCUUUCAGUCUAUGGUUCCGAUGGUUAUACUCUAGCCAGUGAGAAGGGCUGCCUUCUGCUGGGAUGGAAAGGAAGGCCAAUAAUGUUUGCGUCUGCUUGGGAAGUCCACAAUGCUGCAUCCUCCUGAUAUAUUAGUGGACAAAUCUUGCUGUUGAGUCACCUCAUUUGAGAAAAUAAUACUAACCAACAAGGAGGUUCCUAUCAUUUCACUGGAAUUGAGUAUAAGCAGCAAUGCUUGCUUUGAAUUUUUAGAGCUCGCUAUAUUACCAUUUAACCUGAAUUAUUUUGCCCCACAAAUUUUGAGUUUUCGUUAUUCACUUUCUGAUAUCCAACUAACAAGAUAUGAUAUCCGGCGAGAAAUCCUUAUUUUUUCUGAAAGCACAUGACAUUGGCAGUUGGAGACAGCAUUGACCAUAGUAGACACCCAAUCUUUCACAAAGGCCUA
Molecule: messenger RNA, 2161 nt
Organism: Nicotiana attenuata
Lineage: Eukaryota; Viridiplantae; Streptophyta; Magnoliopsida; Solanales; Solanaceae
Product: DELLA protein RGL1-like
Exons: 1
Coding region: 245-1843 (532 amino acids)
Biological process (GO): regulation of DNA-templated transcription
Cellular component (GO): nucleus
Molecular function (GO): DNA-binding transcription factor activity; sequence-specific DNA binding
Source: RefSeq, a predicted model, not a curated record